AUGGAUCCUCCUAGGAUCCAAAGUUUAAUUCAGACUGAUUUUCCGGUUGACUGGUGAGUAAAGUCUCGUAAGUUUGUCGCCGGCGAACUCACUCUGAUAUGUGGGACAAGUAUGCAACAUCGGGAAUGAGAGCGGAUAUACGUCUAAUUAGCGAAGGAAGCAGGAUUCCUUUAAUUAGCUUGUAAUCCACAUAUCGUGGAACAUGUGGCAACAGUAAGCCGGCAGUUGCCAAAGAUUAUUCAUAUAAAAGGAGCUGCGGCCCCAUGCUAAACAUUAAAACAAACCGCGUCGUUUUACGGAUAAUAGUCGGAUAAGGUUGUCACGCUGAGAUUCAAGAAGCUCCGAAAAUGAAAUUGCUCGCAAGUGUCGCGUUAGUGUGCAUCUCAAGUUUUACCGUCAGUGCCAAAGAGCCAGUUUUAACGGCAGAUGACAGCGACAAAAAUCUCGUGGUCUCCGGCUCCGGAUUGGAAGACCUCGAGACGUCAGCGACCGGAUACAUAUUCAGGCGAAACGGGAACGGUCAAGGCCAACUUUUCAACUCCGGAGGGCUGAGUUCCGGUAUUUCCGGUGGCUACAACUACGGCUCGCCUUUGCAGGGCAUAGGGUCACUCGGAGGUGGAAAUUUUGGGGGUUCCGGGGGACUUGGACAAUUUUCCGGCGGCUCAGGAAUUAAUUUUCCAUCUAAAUACAGUAUUGGAAACUUUGGUGGUGGUGAUAUCGGAUCCAACAAUAUUGCCUCCAUGAACGGCUACAGCGGAAAUAUCGGUGGGGGCGGCUUUGACGAGACUGGGCUGGGAAUAGGCGGACUUGGUUAUGGCGGGGGCGCAGCUGGCAGUCUGGGGCUUGGUUACGGGAUUUCAAAAAACGGUAUUGGCCUAGCUGGACUCGGGGGCGGACUGGGCGAUGGGCUUCAGGGGCUGGGGGGUUUGGGGGGUGGGCUGAUUCAGGCAGGGGGAUUGCAGGGGGGCCUGGGGUACGGCAGAAUCGGCGUAGGGGCUGGUCUAGCUCAUGGUCAGUACAUUCCAAUAACGGGAUCUCUUGGGGGAUUGGGACACGGAGGCAUUGGUGGAGCCGCUAGCGCAGGGGCGUACAACAACGGGGGUGGUGCCGAGUUCCAGGCGGCUGAAGCGGCCGCCGCUGGCGAGAAGGGCUCCAAGGGCUACAAGGUCUCCGAGGGGUUCGACAAGGGCGAGAAGGGGAAGAUAGACGAGGAGAAGCAAGCGGGCGCGUACAGCAGCGCCGGUGGAGCGAAAAAAGGUGAAGCCGAAGAGGAGAAGAAGUACGCCGAGUCGAACGCCGCCGCCAAGGGCGAGAAGGGAGAGACCUUCCACAAGAGCGGGGGACACAAAAAGGGGCACAAGACGUCCGGCUUCCACAACGUUUACCACAAGGACGAGUUCAAGAAGGACACGUCCUUCUAUGACUCCGAUCACGCCAGCGGCCAAAAGGAGACGUACGGAUCAGAAAACGCGCAUCACGACGCCGCCAAGGGUGAGUACGAGAAGGCCGAAAAGGUUGACGCUGCUCACCACGAGGACAACCAGGCGAAGAAGGGAUCGUUCACAAACGGACAUCAGUACGGCGCUGUUCAAGGCCACGAUCGAGAAGCAGGAGAGAAGGAGCACUUUGAUAACGAGAUUGAAUACGCCAAGAAGGACGGUCACAAGGGGGAGAAGAAGUAUGGACAAUCAUCGGAUGACUAUGUCAAGAAGAUCUAUUAA
This is a messenger RNA of Neodiprion virginianus, 1721 nucleotides long. Its product is annotated as glycine-rich cell wall structural protein-like. NCBI's taxonomy places the organism in Eukaryota, Metazoa, Arthropoda, Insecta, Hymenoptera, Diprionidae. The transcript is spliced from 2 exons. The coding region runs from base 348 to 1721 and encodes 457 amino acids. The record is from RefSeq and is a predicted model, not a curated record.